AUGACUUCGCAGCUUCGGAUUUUCGCACCCCUCGGAGAGGACAUCGACUCCAACGCGUGGGUACUGGAAGACCUUGUUUUUAGGCAGUGGCAACAAGGAGACUCGCGUCAUGUUCUGUUUAUUCACGGCAAAUCAGGCUGGGGAACAUCUUCGGCAUACUCCAUACCCACUCUCGCCGAGACUCAAAAUCGGGAGCGAGAAAACCCUGAAAGAGAGUUAUAUUCGAUGUACGACUUCAACCGUUACGAUGCCUAUCUCGACUUGGAGCAGAGUUUUUUCGCGUCGCUACUUUACCAAUAUUUUGUUCUUAGGCCGCUAUUGUUCAAAUAUACUAGGACAAAGUGUCAAUUGAUCUCGGACCUCCACACGCAGGCAGUCUCCUCUAACCAACUGUGGUCACUCCUCUGCCGGCUCCUAUCCGCGGCCGAUGACCAGCGAGUUUGCUUAGUUAUUGUUGCGAUGGACCAUUCUCAGAUGGACUUAAAGACUCGGAAUAUCGCCAUAUACAAGAAGCUUCUUCAGCUAUUCGAUGACUACAUACUUUCCAGCAAAUUGAGGAUUUUGGCAACAGCACGUACUCCUUUGGGGACGGAGUUUCCCGAAUCUCUGCAUAUAACCCUCAAUAGCGGAGAAUCUGUAUCAGCUACCGAGAUGCACGAGCUCUUGCAGAGCAAUCCCAAAAAUUUUGAUAUGAUCAAGGAAGCACUCAACUGGGCCGUUCAUGCAACUCGGCCGCUGACCUUGUCUGAGUUGUCAGUGGCGAUAGCACUGUCCCGUGUCCAAAAAGAGAGUGGGACAAGCGGACCAGAUUCACAGACGGACAAUUACAUGAUGGAAUUGCUUGAAGAAUACAUGUCUUUUGAUCUUCAAAAGGACCUGCAAUUCAUCAUUGGUAAGGCUAUCAAAGUGGCCGGCUCCAAGGGCAAUGUCCACAUCAUGCAGGACUCCUUUAGGAAGUGCUUUGAGAGCUUCGAGGGUCAAUAUAUCCCUAGAUUCCACGAACUAAUUACUCAAAGAUGUCUUUCCUACAUGUGUGGAGUUCUGAAACAUGGAGAGAGAUCAAAAUUUAUCCUGGGAGAAUGCGGGCGGCCCUGGUACGAGAUUCUCGCGCCAAAUGACGACGAGAUACUGGAUGACAUUGACAGGGGAUCGUUGGUGAUGGCGGCGGAGCGAAAAUUCACCCAUUUACUCAGGACUUUAAAAUCCUUGGGUAAAUUCUCCCGUGUUGCUUUCGACAAAAGUUUAGAGCUGAAGGCUCCUCUACAAGCACUAAUAUGGCACGAUGAUUUCGACAUGUUGGGAGAAAUCUUGGUUACGCUGUGGCCCGUUCCCUCUUUUCUAUCGCGUUGGGCCGGCCUGGCUGCAGAGUACGGUCGUACUGAACUCGCAUUGUCCAUGCCUUCUGGUUUGGGUGAAGCUAAGAUAACAACGCCAGUCGAGACAGUAGGCUCAUUGUGCUUAAUUGCAGCCAAGAACGGCCAUUUGGGGACCCUUGAAUCACUUCUCAACCAUAUUCCAUCGUGUCAAGCUCAUCUACAGACAGACGAUUUGGCCCGCACCGUAGUCCACUGGGCAGCGGCAUGGGGCGAUACGGAUUGCCUGUCGAGGCUGCACAAACGUGAACUAGUCCUCUCCCCUGUAUCCCCUGACACAUCUUCACGGUUUUUGACAGUGUUACAUUUGGCUGCAGCAUCAGGGUCUGUACAAGCCACCGAGUUCCUAUUAGGAUUCGAAAAGGGUUUGGUCGACAUGAGGGAUGGUGAAAACUUCACCGCUCUGCAAGGAGCCGCAAAGGAAGACCAUGAAGCCGUCGUGAAGGUUCUCGUACAAGCUGGCGCAGACGUGUGGGCUAGUACCAGCGAUGCCGAACAUCCCAGGUGUAGCCUUGAGCUAGCAGCCAGGGUUGGACGCUUGCCACUAUUCUCUCUGCUUCUGGGAGAGAUGGAGAAAGGACCGCCAAGCAAGUCUCAAAGCGCAUCUGUUGGACAGCUUCAAAGAAGCAUUACGCGCCGGACACGGCCAUUUAGUCGCUCCAUCUACAGCCGAGGUGGUGAAGACAUACGCAUCCUAGACACUGACACCUUGAAGCGGUUCGUAACGUAUAAUUCCCAUUGCCACACUGCCCGGGCACUCGCCGAGGGAAUGGGGCAAAUCCCGACUGCGGUGGCUCACAGCUUGCUAAGAAUUGGUACAGUUGCAAGGAGAGCGAUAAAUAUUGCUAUAAAGACUGGCAAUGUGGCUGUUGUUGAAGAACUAGUGGGCCAAAUGAGGGAUAGCCUACGGAUACCAGAGACUAUGUUCCAUGCAAAGUGGCCAGAGCAGGUUCCUAUCGUGAAGCUUCUCUUGGAAAACGGGUGGGAGACUAGCGCGUCGAAUCAUACCGGCAAGACCUUGCUUCACAUGGCUGCAAGCACUGGACAAAUAGAGAUCAAACUAUUGUUAGAAAAGAACAAGAACCUCCUCAAUAAGUUCGAUGAUGACGGUCACACCCCACUUCCUCUUGCAAAGGCGAACAAUUACCGGGACAUUGAGGAGAUCCUCGUCGACAGAGGUGCACAUUCAAUGGCGAUCUUUGAGGUGUUUUGCCAGGAAAUAAGGCCACCACAUUGA
Molecule: messenger RNA, 2610 nt
Organism: Metarhizium acridum CQMa 102
Lineage: Eukaryota; Fungi; Ascomycota; Sordariomycetes; Hypocreales; Clavicipitaceae
Source: RefSeq, a predicted model, not a curated record